UUAACUUAGCCUCAUGUGUAGUUUUGAUGUUUCCAGUGCCACUCACCAGACAGUAGAUUCCCCAUGUUGUUGGUGGUUUUGUUGUGUGCCAUCGAGUCAGUUCUGACUCAUGCCCACGCUGUAGGAUAGAGUAGAACUGUCACAAAGAGUUUCCAAGGAGUGGCUGAUGGAUUUGAACUGCUGAACUUUUGGUUAGCAGCCUGAGGUCUAGAUUAUAGUGUAAGCAAAUCCUGUUCUCUCCCAAAGCAAAUAGCAAGCUUUGAAUGCUAGAAAUCUGAAUUAGGUAUACUCUAAGCCAUCCUUGUUUGAAAUUAAAACUCAGUCAACAGGCCGAAUGCAUACUCUAAAUUUGACCAUGGUCUGGCCUAAUCAAAUGGCUGUGGGGAGGGUUCACUAUAAGAGCUACAGUAAAGGGCCCGUUCAUGUCGCAACUGUGUGUUCUAUCCUAUGCUGAAACACUAAGCUACAAGUUGACAUAUCACUCUUCCUCCUCCUAUCUUCCUUUUUCUCCUCAUCUUCUUCUACUUUCUCUCUCUCUCAUUUUUAUCCUUACAGGAUGAGGAGCUUCACCUCUUUUGACCCGUGACAGGAUGAUAUACCACAACAGCAGCAUUUUUCAUCCAGCCACGUUUUUCCUUCAAGGAAUUCCAGGUCUAGAAGGGAUCCAUACCUGGAUCUCCCUGCCAUUUUCCUCUGUUUACCUUGUGGCUUUGUUGGGCAAUGCCACGAUUCUCCUAGUAAUCAAGACAGAGCAGACCCUCCGGGAGCCCAUGUUCUACUUUCUGGCUAUUCUUUCAACAAUUGAUUUGGCACUUUCUACAACCUCUGUGCCCCGCAUGCUGGGCAUCUUCUGGUUUCAUGCUCAUGAGAUUAACUUUGGAGCCUGUGUGACUCAGAUGUUUCUGAUACAUACUUUUACUGGCAUGGAAGCUGAGGUUCUACUGGCUAUGGCCUUUGACCGUUAUGUGGCCAUCUGUUCUCCACUCCACUACACAACCAUCUUGACAGUCCGUGUACUGGUGAGCAUUAGUAUGUGCAUUAUAAUUCGUCCAGUCCUACUUACACUUCCCAUGGUCUAUCUCAUCUACCGCCUACCCUUUGGUCAGGCUCGUAUAAUAGCCCAUUCCUACUGUGAGCACAUGGGCAUUGCAAAAUUGUCUUGUGGAAACAUCCAUGUCAAUGGUAUCUAUGGACUCUUUGUAGUUUCAUUCUUUGUUCUGAACUUGGUCCUUAUUGGCAUCUCCUAUGUUUACAUUCUCCGUGCUGUCUUCCACCUCCCAUCCCAGGAUGCUCGGCUGAAAGCCCUAAGUACGUGUGGUUCUCAUGUUGGAGUCAUCUGUGUUUUCUACAUCCCCUCAGUCUUUUCUUUUCUUACGCACCGAUUUGGACAAAACGUACCACGCUAUAUUCACAUUCUUAUUGCCAACCUCUAUUUGGUUAUCCCACCCUCACUUAACCCCAUCAUUUAUGGUGUGAGGACCAAGCUGAUAAGUGAACGAGUGUUCCAUGUUUUUACUAAAAAGUAG
Messenger RNA from Loxodonta africana (African savanna elephant), 1526 nucleotides. RefSeq names its product olfactory receptor 52J3. Lineage: Eukaryota; Metazoa; Chordata; Mammalia; Proboscidea; Elephantidae. Gene Ontology annotation, molecular function: G protein-coupled receptor activity; olfactory receptor activity. Gene Ontology annotation, cellular component: plasma membrane. The transcript has a single exon. Gene Ontology annotation, biological process: G protein-coupled receptor signaling pathway. The record is from RefSeq and is a predicted model, not a curated record. Bases 591 to 1526 code for a protein of 311 amino acids.